Pelobates cultripes (western spadefoot toad) is the source of this 16172-nucleotide messenger RNA. NCBI's taxonomy places the organism in Eukaryota, Metazoa, Chordata, Amphibia, Anura, Pelobatidae. The record is from the annotation of a GenBank genome assembly.
AUUUCAAGAGGAGGGUUUUGUUUGUUGUCCUUGGAUUAAUAAUUAUCGGAACAGUAUCCCAUUAUAUAAGUCCAUAUAACUGGCCAUCCAGUACAAAGCUACCACCAAGAUUUCGUAAUGGGUUUCCUCUGCAUUCUAUCCUGUCUGGCUUUAUUCACUGCCGUUCAUGGUAAGUUCUAUGGUGCUGCCAUUUUUAAUCAUUUGAAUAUUUGAGUAUUGGGACAUAAUCUUAAAGAAUGGAAUCUCUCACUUAUUUGCUGAGGACAUUUUGACUUUUGGACAGUCUUAAAGUAAACGGAGUUCUGCUUCAUAUUUAAAUGAAAAUGAUAAUAGGUGAACAUAGUUAGCAUAAAUGUAGACAUUUUCUUUCAUGUGCACAUUUUCUGUGUUUGAGGAAAAGAGUGGUUUUAAUUGUUCUUAUUCAUUUUGUAGGUUGAUAAAUAUUGCAUAAUGUCUCAAUACAUUUUUAUUUCAAAUAAUCUUCUGUCCAGAGAAUUAGGUUUUAAAGAGUGGAGCCAUUAUCUAUUUUUUAUUUAUUUAUUUGUAGGAACAUUUUAAAGUAGAUUUUUUUUUAUAGCAAGAAUAACUUGAGAAGUAGAGCAAUGCAGUGUUUUUUAUUUUAUUUUUACUUUCCUCCACUAAUGUUGGUUUACCCCUGGGAUAGUGAAUAAUAGCAAGAAUAGAGAAUUCAUGAAUGGAAUAAUUUUUUUAUGGUCCACAUCUCUGAAGCAAAUGUGAGCAUGUUGCUCAUAUUGAAAAGCAAGUAGAUAUAGAGAUACAGACUGCAGAGGAAGAUUGACAAUACUGAAAAGGGUUAGAGAGAACAUUUAGAAGCAUAGGAGCAGAUAAGUCAGUUAGUGAACAGGAGGAACAAUAGAUAACUGGGUUACAGUUAGUUGCUGGGGGAAGUUUGUGAUCAAUUCCAGUUUUUUCCAUCCCAGUAGUUUUUGUAAAGAUAUUUGGCAUAUCAUUUUAUGGCUCACAAUAUUAGAGAAGGACAUUGUUCCUUUUAACAAGGACAAUGUACAGGAUUGUUAUAUAUACUGCUUUUGAUGGCAUGAUGGUUAAUAUUCCACUCUGAUUGCUUCUUCCGAAUAUUUUGUUUGGAAAGUGCUUGGCUUUUGCAUGUUGCUGAUAGCAUGAUAGAUUGGAUAUCUAUUAAUAAACAGGACUAUACAUAGGACACUAUUAAGUGGGGCAGAUUAAAAAAUAAUAAUAGUACCAAAUGGACAUAUAUGUAUGAAAUAUGAGUACUAGGAAUUGGGGAAAGGUACAAUUCUGUUUGUACUAAAAUCUAGUGGGGAAGUGUAGAUGGACAUACAUACAAGCAACAAGGCAUAAAUUAUGGCACAGUAUAAAAUAUAAAUGAUGACAGUAAAAACAUAAUGAAAAAGUAGAAAUAAAAUAAAGUAGACAUAAAUAAAACAAAUAUUUGUGAUGUAAGCUUGUACUGUUAAAGGGGGUUGGGGGGACUUAUGUAAAUAGAUAAAAUGUAGAUUAAAGUAAAUUAAAAUAAAAUUGAUAAAAGGUGAUAAAAAUGGGAUGUUAUAUUAAUAACUCAAUAACACCCCGGAUAUCUCCUUGCGCUCUCUUUGGCAAGCCCACAAGCCUACCAUUAGGGGACUACUGCUUAGCCAAGCCUCAUUCCUAAAACACAAAGCUGACAAAACAAAUCGCAUAAAUGAAAUUCAUCUAUCCAAAACAACCCACACACUCCGACACACUCCGACACCUGAAAAUUACAAAUUACCCUGUGGGGAACAAAGCAGGGGAAACACUUGCAACAAUGUUAAGAAAGAAACAAACACAAUCCAAAAUACCAUACCUAACAACAAACACUUAUAAAAAGUUAUAUAACCCCCAAGAUCUAAACAAUGAAAUGGCCACCUUCUACCAUGCCCUAUACAACCUCAAAAAUGAUAACACUCACCACCCAACUACCUCAAAGACUGAAGACCUCCUGGACCUCACGUCCCUACAGUCACUAACCCCACAACAGGAGAUACUACAAAGUCAUAUUGAAUACUGCAAAAUUUCCCAGAUCAUUGCAUCCCUGCCACCGGGUAAAUCACCUGGGCCGGAUGGCCUCUCAAACUUGUAUUAUAAACUCUUCUCUCACAUCCUCGCCCUGAGAUUAGAAUCAGUAUACAAUCACAUAAUAAAAAUGGAAAACAUGCCGCACGAGAUGCUGAUGGUGCAUGUGGCCACUCUCCCUAAACCAGGGAAACCUCCCACCAAAGGCAAAAAUUUACGACUGUUCUCACUGCUUAAUAUGGAUACUAAACUACUUGCCAAAAUAUACUCCAACAGAUUAACCCAAAUUAUCCCCACGAUCAUUCAUGCAGAUCAAGUGGGGUUCAUGAAUGGGUGCCAGGGCGCUGAUGGUACCACUUUGUUAGGAGGGAGGGACCCUGAGUGUAUACCUUUCACUCGAUGCAGAAAAAGCCUUUGAUUGGCUCCACUGGCCCUUCUUCCUCGCGCUCCUAGAGAGAUUUGGGUUCCCCCCAAAGUUCAUCUCUCUGGUGAAUGCACUCUACUCUCAUCCAUCAGCAGAAGUAGUCAAUGGAGGCUUCAUGUCCCGCAGCUUUAUGAUUACCAAUGGCUCACGACAGGGCUGUUCACUCUCCCCCAUCCUCUACAUUUUGGCAUUAGAACCCUUGACCCAGCUAAUUAGAGACAAUCCCAACAUACAUAGGGUUAAGAUAAAAAACCAAGAGUAUAAAUUAAUAGUAUAUCGUCUGUGAAUAAGGUUAACAAUUAAACAACCCAACGUCUCCCUCCUGAACUUCCACAAUAUACUCCUACCAUACAGCAAAUGCUCAUAUUAUAAAUUCAACCUCUCAAAAAGACAGGCUGUUGGCAUUAAUAUUCCCAAAUACACACUGACAAACUUACAAAGCACAUUUGCAUACGAAUGGCGUACCGACUUCUUGAAAUUUCUAGGUUUAGCCAUAACACCACAGAUCUCUGGCCUCCUCAAGGCAAAUUAUCUAAGCCUGCUAACUGACAAAAAACAAAAAAACUACAGGGUUGGAAAGGGAAAUUUAUAUCGUGGACGGAUAGAAUAGCAGCCAUUAAAAUGUUAAUCAUCCCGAGGUUCCAGUACUUAUUCCGCACCCUACCGCUCUGGCUCCCAAACCGAUACUUUCGGGAAGCACAGUCACUUAUUAAUAACUUCAUAUUGAAUAACUCGAAGCUAAGAUUAGCUAAAUCUACCUUAUACAAACCCUUCUCACAAGGUGGGAUUGGACUACCGAAUACCAGGGGUCAUUAUAAAGCAGUCAUAAACAGCAAGUAGCCACCGAAAACUUCCCAUUGGCUUGAUAUCGAAGUAGCCUUCACCAAUGAUAUUACUCUUACAGCGCUAGCAUGGAUGCCCAAAAAGUUGAGACCCAAAACUAGAGACAUACUCCCAAUAACUAGACUCACACUCUGUCAUGCUCUCAAUCAGGUCAGGUGGGAGACGAUUGCCAGAGUUGACUGAAGUGGCUUUAUUUGUAGCUUUUGAAAUUACAACAGUAUAAUAAUUUGUAGAAUAAAUAAUAAGGAGAACUAGAAAAGCUACAAUUUCUGGGGAAAUUGUGUGAAGUGUUCUUGCCUCCACCAGUAGUCUACAACUGGAGUGGGCGGAGUAACUGUUAUCAUUUAUAUAGCACAUUUAAUUGCAACGUUGUUGCACAGUUACAUUAAACCAUACAUUUAUAAAAACAUUAGCAGAUGUUCAAAAGGCCCUGUCUAUGACAUCACUUGCUGCUGCAGCCUGGCACAGGUCAAAGUAUUUUGGCGGUUGCCAUCUUCAAAUGGUCGUAUUUUAAAAACUAUAAAUCCUACGGUGAAGAGCUUUAUAUUGUGAGAAUCACAAGAACCAGCCCUACAAUUUGAUGCAUAGUAUGUCUCUGAAGUAUUAAAAAUGAAGGCACAGUCGCAGUUUAGAAAUUGCACUUCAAAUUUGAGCUUUGUAGGGUGAAGUUUCAAUGAAUGUCAAUGGACGGCGUUAGUAAAGGCCUCUUGCUUUGUUGGGUGUUGCCAUUUAUAGCAAAACUGUAUUACAUAGGAUACAGGUGAGUAUGAGGUGACUAGUGGCUAGGUAGGCCACUGGAGGUGAAAACCAGGAACUGUAUUUAAAGGGACGCUAAUAAACAGAAAAGUCUUGCUUGUCAAUAUAGGAACCUGACACACUCCAAAUAUGGGGUCAAUUCUAAGCCACACAUGCUUUACACAAGGGGAUCUCGCUUGCACUUCCCCUUGCUGCGCUACCCUCCCUCAUCCCAGACUUUAACCAUAAAAUAUGGCAUAGACACAGCAUCACACACCUCUACAACAUAUUUCAAGGGACCAGUUUAUGAAACUUUGAGGAAUUACAGAAACAAUAAGGACUGCCCAUACGGCAACAUUUUCACAUACACAAAUGCUCUCAUGGUCAAAAAAAAACAAAAACUAUUCUGUCACUUGGUAUUGUAAAUGGCAUACAGCUGACAGACAUAGAAAGAAUAUGAACAAAGGGGUAAAUCUAUACUGUAUCAAAUACUAGUGUAGAUUAAAGGGGUAGCACAAAAAUCAUGAACCAUACAACCUGUAUAUAAUACAACACAGUUCUUCAAAGAAUCUAGAAUAUGAAAGAAAUCACAUAAUAGUGAAGCAUGUACAGAGAUAUAUGAUUCAAUCCCGUAGGUAGAGAACUUACAAGACCACACUGUAGAUCUGCGCUUAUCUCCCUUCCAUAGGGUAUAUAAAUAGCGUUUCCUUUCUCAAUAGACUUGUAUGUGUAGACCAAAGGCAUAGAUUCAGAACACCCAAUCCUCAAAGGAAAAGAGGUAUAUAGAGCAGUAUUGCAAAAACAGAGAUGAAUUUAUUAGUACAAAUUGCACUUACAUCAAGUGAAGAUUAUAGCAGCAUAUCACCACUCACAAGUGGUACCAAGGAGAAGGAGUCCCUCUAUGGUAGUGUAAGAAAUAUAUGUAAUAAAAAUAAACUUUUAUCCCUGAAGAAGUCUACAAGACGAAACGCGUUGGAUAUUGAUCAGAAACAUUUAUUCUUUUUUUGUUAUUUUAUUGUUUCUCUUAUUGUUUUUAUUAUAUUUAUAUUACAUAUCUUUCUUACACUACCAUAGAGGGACUCCUUCUCCUUGGUACCACUUGUGAGUGGUGAUAUGCUGCUAUAAUCUUCACUUGAUGUAAGUGCAAUUUGUACCAAUAAAUUCAUCUCUGUUUUUGCAAUACUGCUCUAUAUACCUCUUUUCCUUUGAGGAUUGGGUGUUCUGAAUCUACGCCUUUGGUCUACACAUACAAGUGUAUUGAGAAAGGAAACGCUAUUUAUAUACCUAUGGAAGGGAGAUAAGCGCAGAUCUACAGUGUGGUCUUGUAAGUUCUCUACCUACGGGAUUGAAUCAUAUAUCUCUGUACAUGCUUCACUAUUAUGUGAUUUCUUUCAUAUUCUAGAUUCUUUGAAGAACUGUGUUGUAUUCAUGAUUUUUGUGCUACCCCUUUAAUCUACACUAGUAUUUGAUACAGUAUAGAUUUACCACUUUGUUCAUAUUAUAUUGGUGUAUGUGAGGUACACUUUUGGGUGUUUUGGCACUGCUUUCUGGUCUUUGUUUGGGAUAUUAUAUAGUACUUCUCUCUUUUUUUCCCUAUAGAAAGAAUAUGUCUCCACUUACAACCACCUGUUAAAUUAAUCUCCAUCAUAUACGCUGAAAGUUCGAACCAAACAAGUAAAAGUAUAGGAACGAGCACUAAAUCGCCCACCUAGCGAAAAUCAAUGGCAAAAAAUGUCCCAUGUAGAGUUUGCCAGAAAGAUCUUGUACAGAUGGUAUCUAGUACCCACAUGAUUAAAACACAGCAACCUAGGCUGGUUGGAUAACUGGCGCUGUAUGUCCGAACCAGGAACAAUGCUCCAUAUUUGGUGGCCCUGUUCUCACUUAACAACAUUCUGGACUGAAGUAGAACAGCUCAUACAUAGAAACAUAGCAUGUGACAGCAGAUAAGAACCAUUCGGCCCAUCUAGUCUGCCCAAUUUUCUAAAUACAUAAGUGAUCGUGGAUAGCAGUACUGAAACAACCAGAACUGUAUCUAUUCCACCUGUUCCCGAAGUGCCUCCCAAAAGACCAUAAAUACCUAACAACAAUAUGUAGAAUGUGACGAUCACCCAAAAUGCCAACUAUCAUACAAUGCAUCCAAACACUGGAUACAACGAGGCAAUGUGAAACAUAGGCAAGAAAGAAUUUACCCCCCCAAAACAUUUGUAACAGCAGCUUGGGCAUCAUGGGAGUACUACCUCUCACUAAACUCCCACACCAUCAUAUGGUCAGUACACUCCCAGUAACAAUGAUGCAAUUAUCCCCCACAGCAACAGCUAAAGAGUAAACACAUUUACUGCCACCUCCUGCACUUGAGCUCAUUUAUAUAGAACCCUAUUGAUCCUGGGAAAGUAUCUAAAUAUGUCUGAGACAGAGACUAUGAUUCCAACAGCUGUGGUCAUACAGAUGACUAUGAUGUGAAACAGCAUGGGUAACCAUUUAUUCGGUAGGCGUCACACUAGAUAUGUUGGGUAUCGUAGCUUGGAGACCAGAAUUCUGACCACAUGCUCCAUCAAAUAUAACACUAUGCUGAAGCAAAGAUUAGAUACACAUCACACUCGCACUCCUUAAAAGGCGUACAGGGGAGGUCUAAACUCCAAUUGAUACACCUGUUUAAAAUCUGAUAAAACAGUUUCAAAUCGGAUAAAUUGUUAAAUGUCUGAGGGAACAGUUGAAGUGCUGGAUAACACUAGUGAUGGCAUGAUGGUUUGUCAGUCCACCCACCACCACAUAUCCCUUUUAACCGCUAUCUACUCCCCUACCCCCCCUCCCUUCCCCAAGUUCUACUGAAAUUACUCGGCAUUGCAAAAUAUAGUGUAAUGUACAUGAAUGCAUGUAAUGAUAACUGCUUUGUCAUGUUAACACAUGUAACUUAUACUGAUCACCAAUGUAACACAGUGCAAUGUGUUAUUUACCAUUGCACUGAAAAUUGCAAAUAAUUGUAUUUUUUUAAAUAGAAAAGAAAUCAAAUUUGCUUUCAAUUUAUCAUGAAUUCUCACUUUAGUAAAUAAUCCUGUAUGUUUCAAAAUCAUUGUCCUAAUAAAAAUGUUAAAUUGUCUUCGUUAAUCAUAAAAAGAGAAAACACGUAGUAGCUACUAAGAGAAAUGUGUUGCAACUUUAUUAUAACUGCAUCAGUAAAAUAUUUUAAUAAUUAAAAAAUGCAAUAUACUAACAAAUUAAAUACUAAAUAAUUAAUAACAUGUCUGACUUAAAACUUUGCAAUUCUCAUUUUAAUCAAGUAUUCCAGCUGUUUGAAGACUCCCUUGUGAUGAGAAUCAUGAUAACGCAUGUUCUGUAUCAAUUGAUCAAGGCACAUUAACAGAAGGGAAAGUGGAGGUUUAUUUAACCCCUUAAGGACACAUGACAUGUGUGACAGGUCAUGAUUCCAUUUUAUUCCAGAUGUUUGGCCCUUAAGGGGUUAAUGGAUUUCAAAUUCCUAGUCACGCUUUUCCAUUGACAAUAGGAACAUAGUAAAAUCUCAAUGAAUUCUGUUCUAUCCCACUUGUAUUGAACAAUGUAGAGGUUCUAAGUGUAAACCUAAGACUUAAGAAAAAUUCUAUUAUAGGAAACAAAAAUAAAUAUGCAAUUGAUAACCCUACCUUUCUGAUUUUCUCAGGCUGUGGAAAGCCUGCAAUUACCCCUGUGGUAACGGGCUAUGCCAGAAUUGUGAAUGGAGAGGAAGCUGUUCCAGGUUCCUGGCCUUGGCAAGUCUCCCUUCAGGUAAUGAGACAUCUCUGUUGUAUUCUGGACAUACUUUAUAUUUAAAGGCCAAUAGAGACUUCAUAUGAGAGUUACUAUGUUGGGUGAGAGGAAGUAACACCUUCCCUAACACAAUAACAUUAUAUCAUUAUGCAUAUGUUAUGGUCAAUAUCAGGCAAACUGCAAUACUAUAUAUCAUAUUUAUCCUAAAACAAAACACGUUUUCACUAUCUUAUGUAAAUCAGUGUUCAGUGGAAUAAUACAAACAAACAGACAACCAAUAGUGCUGCACUGUCUGCCUAUAUUAUAGUACACUGAUACACCCCAUUUGCUAUCAAUCAACAACCUUUCCAUGUUACUUCCUGGUUUGGUUAGCAAAUUGAAGCUAAACUCAAGAGGCAGGUAAUUAAUUGCCCAGAGAACCUGCCUUGGAAAGAUUUCUCAUUAGAAUUUAUUGGCAAGCCUGAAAUUGGACAGCCAUAUAAGUUAUGUACUGUGCUUAAAAAGCAGCACUUCCAGAAGCUUUAGACAAAACAUUUGCAGCAAUACAUGCAUGUUGUCAUUGGGGAAUAUCUACUAAAUUGUUUUUAAAAAAAUACAUAAUUUUUCCCUUUAAUGUUUGUAAUCUUGGCUAAAAUCAAAUGCCCAAACUCCAAUGUAAGGCAACCAAUUUAUUUAAUUUCUAGUAUGCAUCUAUGGACCUUUUAUGCUUUAAUAUUUUUUGCCCACCAGCCUAUAUGUGCGUCUGUGUUUUACUUUUUGAAAAACAGAUGUAAAUGAGCAUCAUUUUGGGAACUGGAUCCCCAUUUUCCCAUAGUAUCCAACGUAAUAGUUGCAUAUAGUACCACUUUAUUUAAGCGGCUUGGACACUUUUUACUGUCAUUAGUUAAAGGCAUACUAUAUUCACAAAAACAACUUUUGCUUAAUGGAGCAGUUUUGGUGUACUGCACCUGCAGUCUCACUGCUCAAUUCUCUGCAAUCUCACGGUCAAUUAGUGACUCAAGGACAUCAUGUAGGUCCACUAGGUUCUAGUCUUACGUCCUGAGUAUUGAACUGAAAAAAUGCAUACCAACAAUUUUGCUGAGGUAAUGAUUGAAUUAUUUGUUAGGAGGGGCAUAGCAUAUUAGCUUUGCGUAAGGCCUUUAGACUUAGAGUUGCCUUUAAUUUUGUUAAUGUAUCCAUCUUGUCUUACAGGAUAGAACUGGGUGGCAUUUUUGUGGAGCAUCACUCAUCAGUGAAAACUGGGUUGUAACAGCUGCUCACUGUGGCGUGGCGUAUGUUAUAUAAUUUGUGUACCACUUAUAUUUUAAAACUAAUACAAAUCAUUUGUUUCUCAUUAUCUAUCCCUCCAUCCUAAAUGUAUUUUGAAGCAGUCUUUAAAUGGAUAUGAAUGUUAAUGGUAAAUCCAAUUAUCCCAUUUGUAAUAUAAAAUGUUUAACAAUAAUAACUAUGUGGUCACAGCAAAACCAUCAAAGCAAAAAGACAACAUUGUUACAAUGAUGUUUGUUAAAGUGAACCUGUCAUGAGAAAAACAACUUAACUUAAGGUGAUCCCAUGCACAUUUAAUACACCAUAAAUCAUAAAGAUACAUAGUCUAAUCAAAGUAAAAUACAAAGAUUUACUCACUUUUCAUUCAUUUCAUCACCGGUUCAUGGGUUCUGCGCUUUGUGUAACAUCCAUCAAUGGAAUGCCUUUCACUCUUCUUUAAGUCUUCUUGCUUUGUCCUGCUUGGGAUGCAUCCCAGUUUCAUAGGUGACGUAGGCCCAAUGGCUUUGUUGCCAGUGUGCCGGUGCCAGCUAGGGAGUUUGCAAGUCAAUCACAGUACAUGCACUGUGGUUCCUAUGGGAUUAGAGCAGAGGGACCUCAUGUUGGAGGUCUUCUCUGAUCUCCUUCAUCAGUCAAAUUAGGUUUUUCUCCUAAUUUAUACAUUUGCUAGCAGAAGUAUGCUCAAUCUAAAAAGUAUAAGUUGUUUGGGUCAUGACAGGUUCCCCUUUAUGAUGUGUAUCCAUUUAUAUUAUGUAUAAAUUGCAAUUAGCAUCUUCAAAUUGAUACAUUACAUUGUUAUACUAUUGUCUACAGGGCUUCUGACAAGGUAGUGCUUGGAGAACAUGACAGAGGCUCAAGUGCUGAACAAAUUCAGUCUCUUGCUAUUAGCAAGGUGAGUUUAAUCUAACUCAUUCAAACUACUCUCAACACAUUUGCCACAUAUGCGCAGUUGAGUUAUUCAUUUGAAAUAAGAGCACAUAAAGGCGUUUGCACAGUUUCAACCUUAAAGGACCACUAUAGUGCCAGGAAAACAACCCCCCCCCCACCCUCUGGGCCCCGCUCCCACUUCAGCCACUUACCUUUCUCCAGCACAGGGCUCCCUCGGCGCUCAGGAACUCUCCACCUCCUGCCAACGUCAGCGCAGAAUACCCAUGCGCGGCAAGAGCAGCGCAUGCAUUCAAACCGACCAUAAGCAAGCAUUUCCCAAUGCUUUCCUAUGGACGUCCAGCGUCUUAUCACUGUGAUUUUCACAGUGAGAAGUGCGGAAGCACCUCUAGCGGCUGUCAGUGAGACAGCCACUAGACGCUGGAUUAACCCUCAGUGAAACAUAGCAUAGAGGGACGUGGCACCCGGGCCACUUCAUUAAGCUGAAGUGGUCUGGGUGCCUGUAGUGGUCCUUUAAAUAGAAUCUUAUUUCCUAGAUUUAAAAUAAGGAAUGGCCUUCAUAGAGAUUUAUAGUGUACAGCAGUGGUUCCCAAACCAGUCCUCAAGUACCCCCUAACAGUCCAAGAUUUAGGGAUUACCUAGUUGUGUCUAAGGUAUUUUUAGAAAUGAGAAAAAAAAACACACAACAGGGUAAUCCCUAAAUCCUGGACUUGUAAGGGGUACUUGAGGACUGGGUUGGGAACCCCAGGAGUAUCGCUCAUUUAAAAUGUUUAUGAUCACCUUUAAAAGUAGAAUAUCUAUUUAUCUACAUCAAUCUCCUUAAAAUUGUUCACCUUGACUACAAUGCCACCAAGCCAUGUAUUGGGUAAAUUGUUGACUGGGGCCUUUAAUAUCAGUGUAGCAACACAAGUGUACAUGUACUAUCCUGUGUGAGAUUGGUUGGAGUUACAUUCCUAUGCAGCUGUCGCCCCUUAUCCCUUACUCAUAUACUGGACAAGGACUAUAGAGAUGGUGAGAGAGGUUUAAUGUAUCUCUCUUCAAAAGCCAUCUCUAGGCAUAUAGGUAAGAGGCCUAUCUAAAAUUUUAUGUUAUCUAGGGCACUGGGCAUAUAUUAGUGUCACUAUUUUAAGGCAUCUAUAUUCAACACAAAAAAACAUAUUGCGACAUAAUUUGCAAAGUCUAUAUGACUACUUUUAUACUUUCUUUUAUACCAUUAUAUUUGAUUUUUAUUUGUUUUAUUGGAUAUUUUAUUCUUAUCUGCAUAAAUUAUGGUAUACUCUAACUUCUAUUAGGCACAACCUUGUUCUCUUUUUUUCUUUUUCUUUUUUUUAUUGCAAACAGUGGGAACUAUAGGAAGGAUUAAUUGUGCCUAAAGCCAAUUUGCUAUAAAAAAAGAAAAUCCAGCACACUCCCUUAUGAUCAUACAUUGCAUAAACCUGCCACAACAUUUCAUGAGCUACUUAGGGAAAAAAUUCCAUUUGGAGUUUUAUGCAGUACAAGGCUAAACAGGGCCCUGGGAUGAGGCACCUGUGACAGGGAGGGGUGCAAAACCAAGGAGUUUAUUUUAGCCUUGUACUGCAGAGAACUCCAGAUGGAAUUUUCCCCCCAAGUAAGUAGCUCAUGAAACAGACAUUAGGCUGUUAGAGUAGGACCUGCCAAAGAUGGGGUACAUUGAUGUUGUGGCAGGCUUAUGCAAUGUAUGAUCAUAUAAUGUAACUAAACUCACAUUAUUUUAUGCCUAGAAAAACAAAAUCUGUCAGCACCAAAGUUGCUGUUUAGUGGAUAAGGGAGUGCGCUGGAUUUUCUUUUUUAUUGUAUAAAUUGGCUCCCAGCAGCACCCUAUUUGAGCAUGUUCAGGUGAGAGCAGCCAGCUCCCUGUUUUCUCAUAUAAAGCCAAUAUGCUGUUACAGUUACAUAGUAAUAAAUGAUUAACAAAGUAUCAAAUAUGUAGAUUCAAACUACAGUGCUAGAAAUAUGUUUGUAUUCCCAAUGCUAUAAUUUUUCCUUUAACUAUUACAUGAUUGAAUAUCAAUUUUUUUCCUCAUUAAUAAACUGUAUUGUUUUGCAUAGUCAAAUCUAUACAGUUUUUGCAUAAAAAAAAUAUUGUGCAGAAUUUAUCACCAUAAGCAUGUCUACUUAGCCAUGCAUUCUCACUCCACAAAAAAAAAUAAAUACAAAAAAUAGUUUCCUUAUCAAAGUAUGUACAUAGUAAAAAAACAAAAACAAAACAGAUGUCUAAUUGCUGAUAAAAGAGGACAGGAACACCCAGCUGCUUAACCCCUUAAGGACACAUGACAUGUGUGACAUGUCAUGACUCCCUUUUAUUCAAGAGGUUUGGUCCUUAAGGGGUUAAAUUUAGUGUUCUCUGCCUGGUGUUGCAAGGUGAUAGAGAGGGAGAUAUACUUCCUUCAAACACUUUCUGUGCUGUCAUUUUCUUCUCUUCAUCGUCUUGCAGUUAAAGGUACGAGGAGCCAUUUCUUGUUUGUACUCUUGUGAUUACUCAAGUACACAAACCAGGGGGUCUAAAUUGUAUUGCAAUAGAGAAUUUUCACAGAUGGAUCAGCACUGAAUAAGGUAAGGGUUCCCUCUUGAUACCCCACUGUUUGCAAUAAAAAAGAAUAAAAAAGAGAACAAGGUUGUGCCUAAUAGAAGUUAGAGUAUACCAGAAUUUAUGCAGAUAACAAGAAUAAAAUAUCCAAUAAAUCAAAUAUAAUGGUAUAAAAGAAAGGAUAAAAGUCUUGAAGGGAACAGCCAAACUGGAUAAAAUAAAAAGUUCUUGGGGGGUGAGUUCUUGUGAUUCCAGAAGUACAUGUAAAACAGGAAAGAGAAGGCUCCAAUGGUACAGUAUAUAGUGAUAUAUAUAUUCAAUAUUUUGUGGGUUAUAUUCUACUCACAUUUACCAGAGCUAUGUCCAGCUUUGGUGUGUAUAGCAUGAAGUGGAAUGAUCCCCACCUCUAGGAUAUAUGUGGUAGGUGGUUUCUUCACAUUUUUCAAUAAUAGUGGUUCCGGACGGGAAAGUAAAGAAAUGGCAUAUAUGUAAUUCUACAGUAAGCACUAUAUUUUUUCUUUACUUUUCCUGUAAAAUAUUUGUUCCAGACCGAGCAACAACUAUGGGAUACAGUCCAGUCAAAUCAUCUUAUAAUGCUGUUUUAAUUAUUUGACUAUUAACAGAUAUAUGCAGUUGAUACACUUGUGCUAAAUAGUUUAUUCAUUAUUUUUUAACUAAGUAGAUUUUAAUACUAAUUUCUUUUCUAAUUUAUGUAGAUAUGUUUUAGUAAAAAUGUACUUUUUUUUUUUUUUUAAGGUUUUUACUCACCCACAAUGGGAUUCCAAUACAAUCACCAAUGAUAUUGCUCUGAUUAAACUAGCAACACCAGCUGUCCUAGGGAACACUGUUAAUCCAGUUUGCCUGGGUGGUAGUCAAUAUCAAGAAGGUGGCAGACUGUGUGUUACCAGUGGAUGGGGAAAGACUAGAUACAAUGGUAAGAAAAAUGUCUAAGCACUAAAAUACAUUUAAUCUAAAUUAACUUAUGAUGCCAGGAGACCACCGGGCACUUUCUUUCUUUAAGAGGUUUUAUCCAUUCGCAAACAAUGUAAUCCCAAAUACUGCCUCCAGCAUUGGAUCUUAAAGUCCCCCAGUGGCAUCCGGCUUUUGAAACAGAGGUAUAGGAAGUGCGCAAUGCUGCCAGACGGGAGCACUGUUGAUUGGCUAGAAUGCUCAACUUCUGCUCUAAGCCAAUCAGUAGCGCCCUUUCCCAGUUGCAUUCUGCACUUCCUGUAACUUGGGAUUAAUCUGCUUGAGAUGCUUUAAGAGAGCAUCCGUGGUCCUCCUGGCACCAAAACAUUAUAUAUACUAUAUAGUAUGAAGAUGGACAAAAGUGCACCUCUAAUAUAGAGCCCAGCACAGCUGCUGUAGCCCAUGUCAAGGUUUCUCAAUGAUCCAAUACUCUCAUAGUAUCCAACUCCAUUUCUAAGGUUGUCUUUGUACAUUCUUCUACACAGAUGCAUAUGUCAAUCAGUUAAUAUAAUGGGAGCAGUGUGAUGUUGCCUGACGUGUCAAGACCUAGCCUAAUAUAUGAACCAUGAAAUUGGCUGUUUUCCACCUCUCCAACAUAUAAGCCCAACACCUAAUGCAAGUGGAAUGCAAGACACAUGGGCAAUUAAUACAGUAGCAAUGUUUACUUAGCAGAUAUUGACAACAAAUGUCCUACAGGAGAGGCACCAAGAUGCCUGGACUAAUAAUGACUCUAGCUCAGAGACAACGGGACUCUCAUAUGAUAGUGUCCAAUGCAUAUCAUUGGACUUCCUACGCCAACAAAUGGGAGUGAACUAAGCAUACCUGUGGACAGCUCCCUCUUGAUCUAACUUCAGUGUGAAUUGUAAAACUUCUGUAAAUGAAGGGACUUGGCAACACUUGAUUAAAAUGUUCCUGACAUUUGGCUUAUAUGACUUGCAAAGUUUGAGCCAGAACUUCGUAGGUGGGAAAAGAAUUGUCGUGGUCACAUUAGCUAAAAUAGUCUAUAAUAGUGGUUAUAAAGAAAAAAUAACCCUGCUUUUUAACUGUUUUGAGUUAUUCACUAAAUUGGCCCAUAGGGUAAGAGAAGGGGUAAUAGUAAGUUCAUCAUCGGUAACAGUUUAUUUGUUUCAAUUUGGCAAUAGUGUAUAGACAAAAAAAAGAUUAAUACUGCACACUUAUUAAAAUCCUAGUGGGAUCGAAACAUGCACUCUGUUCCAAUAAACCUGCUGAAUUGAUCCUUGAGUGCCUGGACUACAAUUUUUUUUAAAUUAAACUUAAGACUACAUGUUUCUUUAUAGCAUUCUUAACUCCCAACAAGCUCCAACAGACUGCUCUUCCUCUUCUGAACAAUGAACAGUGUGCCAGUGACUACUGGGGUGACUACAUCGCUGAUGUUAUGAUCUGCGCUGGUGCUGCUGGAUCUUCUUCCUGCAUGGUUUGUAUUUAUUUCUCCUUAUUGUGUGUAUGUAUAUAUAUAUUAGUUGAGGUAGGGUGGGGAAGGUAUAAAAAAAUUCAGAUUAAGUGUUAUACUUUAUCUUGCAACUCUUAAUAAGAUCCUGAAAUAAUAUUAUUGUCAUUGUAUCUACUUUUAAUGUCACUAAAUGUAAAUGGCAUAUAUCCUGCUUAUAGGAAAAUGCUGACUUUUUAGAAAAAUGGAUUCCUAAACUGCCAUCAAAAUAUAAAUACAAGGCCCAAAUCUAGUAAAUUCACUUGGCUAGCUAUAAAAUAUGUAUUUGCAUUAUAUAAGGCACUGCAGGCAACUAUUUUUUCCUCCCUACUCCCCAGUCUCUGGUUGCUAAAACAUAGCAGAGUACUUUGGUUGGGUGUACAGACCUUUGUUGCAUCUCUGCAUUGUGUACACUUAUCUAAAAUGAAGUGGAGCUUUGGUUUUUUUUGUUUGUUUUUUUGCAUUGCUUUGUGACAGUAAAUAAUGGAUUGAUGUCUGCUAUGACCCUCCAAUAGACCUAAAUGAACCAGCAUAAGUGCAAUUUUAAAGAAGUGCCUCAUGAUUGAUAUUUGCUAGUUAGGGCUGGUUCAUAGUGGUUAGAGAUUACUAGAUUCUCCCAUUAAUAAAUUUAAUUUCAUCCCUGUAAGCUACAGAGUUCAAUACUAAAUGGAGGCCUCUACUGGAAAUAGAAAAUUUCACAAUUUUGUUAUUUAUAUUUUCUCUUUUUUUUUUUUUUUAAACCUACACAGGGUGAUUCUGGUGGACCUCUUGUGUGCCAAGAGAAUGGUUCCUGGACUCUUGUUGGUAUUGUAUCCUGGGGAAGCAGUACAUGUUCAACAUCCUAUCCAGGAGUGUAUGCCCGUGUGUCCAAACUUCGAAACUGGGUUGAUGAAAUCCUUGCUGCAAACUAAAACCUGCACACCAAAUAAAAAAUAGUCAAUAAAGCCCCUUGAUUAUGUUACAUUUAUUAUUUGUUUUUUCACCUAACAACAAACAUUUAUAGUGUAAUUUUGUGUCAUUGUUGAAUUUUAUGGUUUAAUACACAAGGAAGGACUUUCCAUUAGGGAGAUUAGUUACAGUUAUAAGCACCAGUUGUCUAGCUACAUUAAAAGUUAUUUACUAAAGUGAGUUUUUUUUUUAUAUAUAUAAUUCUUUAUUUUUGUUGUGCAUGUGAAUUCAAAGAAGCUGACAUUGCCACAACAGCGUAUGUAAGCAAUCACUGUAAUAAACAAAAUGCAAUGCUAAUAUAAAUUUCACUGAAUCUGCACAUUUUUAAAAUAUUA